UCAAUUAUAUUUAUAUCCAUUUUUGUUUCGCUGGUCAAAUAAGCCCAAUAUAAACAGGAGACGAACAUCGUUUUUAACUUUUUCAUCGCUUCAUCAAAAAAUCCAUUUAUUUCUUCGAUUCGUUGUCGAUCUGCAUCAACGCCUUGAAAAUGGAUGAGAUUGAACUAAAAACUGCACCUGCUGAUUUUCGGUUCCCGACGACCAACCAAACGCGGCAUUGUUUCACUCGCUACAUUGAGUUCCACAGGUGUGUGGCUGCUAAGGGGGAAGAAGAUGGUGAUUGUAACAAAUUUGCCAAAUACUAUCGCUCCCUUUGUCCUGGUGAAUGGGUCGACAAGUGGAACGAGCAGAGGGAUAAUGGGACAUUCCCCGGGCCUCUGUAAUUCAAAUACCUUGUUAGCGUUUCUGGCGUAUUCUCUUUGAAUUUCUUUUAUCCUGCAUCUGUUGGAAGCUAGUAAUCUAGUUCUUUCGAAAUGAGAUAAUAAUUUCAUUUGCAAAAAAUCUUAAUCUUUACCAUUCAAAAUAAGAAGUUGUUGAACGUAAGUGAUACUUUGUGAUUGUUCAGUUGCAUAUUUUUAUAUGCCUUCCGUAUUGAUAUGAAGACAUUAUUUAUAUGCCCA
This is a messenger RNA of Salvia hispanica, 620 nucleotides long. RefSeq names its product cytochrome c oxidase subunit 6b-2-like. Lineage: Eukaryota; Viridiplantae; Streptophyta; Magnoliopsida; Lamiales; Lamiaceae. The record is from RefSeq and is a predicted model, not a curated record. Gene Ontology annotation, cellular component: mitochondrion; respiratory chain complex IV.